UUUGUUUCCUCAGGAAGGCGAAGAGACAGGCUGUGGAGGCCCAAGAGGUCCCCGAGGCCGUGGGGGUGGGGUGGCAAUGUGGUCACUAAGGGUCUAUACCCGCAAGAAGCGGGCCGGCCAGAGGCUCAACCUAACCCCGACGCCGGACCUAGGCCCCACCGCGAAGGCAGAGGCCCGCCCAGGUCCAGGCCUGAAAGGAAAAGCGCACCGUUUGCAGAAGAUCUCAGAGAAAGCAGAGAGCAGUGGGCAGGGAGUUAGCGGUUCUAGGCCACCAAGCGCUCGGUUAAGAGUUACAGGACAGAAAAGCCUGCAAGAAAAUAGCACUAAUGAAGAACCUCCGGAUGAGAAGAUUGCUCCAUUGAGUGAGUCAGUGACUGAUGACCUCCAGGUUGACUGUAGUUCAUCCAAUAGUGAGCUAGUGUCAGGACUAAGUGUGCAGCAUGGUAUUUCUAGUUCUCUUCUGAGCUAUUCAUUCACAGACUCUUACACAGAAUACAAGAGUUUUGAAGAGAGUUUAAGUAGUUUCCCAUCACCUGAACUCUUCAGAGGAUCAGAUUAUUUAGAUUGGGAAUGUCCCAAGUUGGAAGAACACAUGCGAUGCAAAAAUUCCACUCUUCUGGAUACCAGUAAAGCAGUAUCAAUAGAGAAGGUACCACAGUUUUCAAACGUCUCUGCAAUUUUAGGUAUGCCUUCAGAAGACUAUCAGAAAUGCCAUAGAGAAAUAGUGAUGAUGUUAGCAGACCAAAAUAUUUCUCUAAAACCAAAGAGUACUUCACAUUCAGAAUCAGAUAAUGCAGCUUGUGAAGUUUUACUUGCUGAGAAAACUUACCCUUCAGCCCCUGGAAAAACAAAGAAAAAAAGAACAAAUUCUAGUAUUCCUGAUAAGAAAAGCAGAGGCCUCUUAACAAGCACUCCAUCUUCGCAAACUGCUGGUUUAGUGAUUGAUUUGUCCUCAGUGCAGAGAGCAUCUUUUGAAGAACUGUUUCCAAAUGUCAGCAAUUAUGUUAAUUCAAAUGAAAUUGUUCCUGUGUCAAAUUUGCAAGAAAAUUCUUCAAAUGAGGUUCCUUCAAAUACAUCAGAAAUAUGUUGUAUUAUUAGAGCAACACCAGGAACUAGACAAAAGAAAAGUAAAGGUGUUAUUGUAAAGAAGAAGAAAUAUUCCCCACCUAAAGAUAUUCCUCAAGAUAUUAUGGUACAAGUGGCAGAGCAUCUUGCAUAG
Messenger RNA from Callorhinus ursinus (northern fur seal), 1219 nucleotides. The record is from RefSeq and is a predicted model, not a curated record. Lineage: Eukaryota; Metazoa; Chordata; Mammalia; Carnivora; Otariidae.